GAGACCCUCCUCCCAAUCAGAAUGGCUCGUUCUCCCCCUCCCGUCUCCUCUCUCCUCUCCUCCAUAUGUGUGAUGAAGAUGGUUGCAGGCAGCCCGGGCCUGUUUUCAAUGGCGCACAUCCUGCCGUGAUCCCACCGGGAGCAAGAGGAGAAGAAGAAUCCCUCCAUUCAGUUCCUGUCGUGGGAGGAAGAGACCUGGAAUCAAGCAGAGCUCAGAGUGUCCAUCAUGCAGCAUCAGUCUCCUGGAGUGGCCCGUCUGUAUCAGACCGAGUUCAUCCGGAGCGCGCGGGCCAUCGGUGUGAUGUGGGCCGUCUGCACGCUCUGCUUCGCUGUGAUCGAGGUGGUCAUUCUCAUCCAGCCGUCCUGGGUCGGCACACGAGAGCUGCAUUACAGAGGAGGAGGACCGGCUCCUCCCACUGGGACGCUCGGGCUCUUCGAGGUCUGCCUGGAGACUGACUGGCCCGUCCCAGAAUGCCGCGGGUCUUUGCGCACCCUGACGCCUCUGCCGGCCUUCCAAUCUCCGGCUGUGCUGGUCUGCAUGUCUCUGACCAUGGUGUGGGCCAGCGUCGGCUGCCUGUGUCUCUUCAGAUUCUGCAACGCCGCCACCGUCUAUAAGAUCUGUGCCUGGCUGCAGCUCACAGCAGGUUUCUGCUUGGCUUUGGCGUGUGUGUUGUUUCCAGACUCGUGGUCGUGUGCUGAAAUGCGGGCUCUGUGCGGGGAGCGGGUCAGUAGUUUCUCCCCAGGGAACUGCUCUGUGCACUGGGCCUUUAUUCUGGCUAUACUGGGUGUUCUGGAUGCUGGGAUUCUGGCCACACUGGCCUUUGUGUUAGGGAAUCGCCAAGAUGCCCUACUACCAGAAAAUGCCAAGGACGGGGACGUGACUGGCUUAUUAUUGGCAGCAUAAAACAGGAAGUGCAGCAUGACGUCAUCGUCCUGUGCAUCUGCUUACAUAAUCUGUCGGCAUAGAAACAGUCACCUGGCAACCGUCUCUGAGUGCCGUGAUCAUCACAGUGAUCUUGUUGAAGGUGGCUGUAAAUAGAGAAGAGGACAGGCUCGUGUUCUGCAGUCUCCGUGAGCUCUUCUGAUGCACAAACACAUCACUUGCUCCUCUAUAUUUAGAGCAUUCGCUGUGACGUUUCAUUCUGUGUUCUGGACAGUUCCUGUGCAUGAUUUUAAGGUGAAGUGAAAUGUUGAGCCAGCAUUAUCAUUUUAGUCAGUAAACACUUAUUUCAAAGUUGGCAUGAAAUUAAAUAGGCCUUUUUGUUUUCUAAAUGUGUGCCUCUGGUAUUACUGUAAAGGAUUAGUCCAUUAAUACAGUAGGGAUAUUAUUCAGAAACGUUUUUACACAAUAAAUCUUUAAGAUGAAAAUA
Messenger RNA from Danio aesculapii, 1369 nucleotides. RefSeq names its product LHFPL tetraspan subfamily member 4b (gene lhfpl4b). The coding region runs from base 226 to 903 and encodes 225 amino acids. The transcript is spliced from 6 exons. Gene Ontology annotation, cellular component: plasma membrane. Lineage: Eukaryota; Metazoa; Chordata; Actinopteri; Cypriniformes; Danionidae. Gene Ontology annotation, biological process: sensory perception of sound. The record is from RefSeq and is a predicted model, not a curated record.